AGGCUCCUUCCCAGAAGCAAAAGCGGAAACAAAAGAGCCUCGCCGGCGUCCCCGCCCGCACAGUCGCGCACACUCGCGCUCGGGCGCACACGGAACAGGCACCGGCGCCCGGAGCGAGCCUGCGGACGGCGAGCCGGGGACCCACCGGGCUGAGCCAGCCGAGCCGCCAGCGAGCCGAGCCCGCGACGACCGCACGCCCCCGAGCCCCGCAGCCGCCCCCGCCGGCCGGUGUCCCUGCCGCCCUCCCUGACCCAUGGCGCUGAAGCGGAUUCAGAAAGAAUUAAGUGAUCUACAGCGUGACCCACCUGCUCACUGUUCAGCUGGACCUGUGGGAGAUGACUUGUUCCACUGGCAAGCAACUAUUAUGGGGCCUCCUGAUAGCGCAUAUCAAGGUGGAGUCUUCUUUCUCACCGUACAUUUUCCGACAGACUAUCCUUUUAAACCACCAAAGAUUGCUUUCACAACAAAAAUUUACCAUCCAAACAUAAACAGUAAUGGAAGUAUUUGUCUUGAUAUCCUGAGGUCACAGUGGUCACCAGCUCUGACUGUAUCAAAAGUUUUAUUGUCCAUAUGUUCUCUACUUUGUGAUCCUAAUCCAGAUGACCCCUUAGUACCAGAUAUUGCACAAAUCUAUAAAUCAGACAAAGAAAAAUACAACAGACACGCAAGAGAAUGGACUCAGAAAUAUGCAAUGUAAAAUCAAAAAAAAUUUCGUAUAUACCAGAGUACUGUAAAAUCUAGGUUUUUUUCCAACAUUAGCAGUAAAUUGAGCACUGUUUACUGUUUCAUUGUACCAUGAAAUCCUUUGAUUUUUACCCAUUUUAAAUGUAUUUCUGAAGCAAGACAAAACAAACUUCCAAAAAUAUCCUUAAGACUGUGAUGAGAGCAUUUAUCAUUUUGUAUGCAUUGAGAAAAGACAUUUAUUAUGGUUUUUAAGAUACUUGGACAUCUGCAUCUUCAGCUUACAAGAUCUACAAUGCAUCUGAAAAGCAACCAAAUUAUUUUUUGCUGAAACUAGAUGUUUUUACAUGAGAAAUACUGUAUGUGUUGUCUAAGAUGUCGUCGGUUUUAUAAAUCUGUAUUCAGAUUUCAUUCUGUGUUAGCUCACUUUAUAAUUUGUAUUUUUUUACUGUAUAGACUAAAUAUAUUCUAUUUACAUGUAUGUCAACUCAUUACUUUUUCCUGUGAACAGUAUUGAAAAAACCCCAACACCUGAUAAUUAAAUGAAUUAACUGUCUGUCCUCCUUGUUUUAGGGUAUUCUGUAGAUCGAUUGCAGAUUUCUUAAACCUGAAAUGAUCUUUACACUGUAAUUCUCAGUAUACUGAUUAUGAAGAAACACUUGUUUUGAUUUUGUUAUACUUGACUUAACUUUAUUGCAAUGUGAAUUAAUUGCACUGCUAAGUAGGAAGAUGUGUAACUUUUAUUUGUUGCUAUUCACAUUUGAAUUUUUUUCUGUAUAGGCACUAUUAUAUUGACACCUUUUACAGAUCUUAAUGUAGCUUUUUCCAUAUAAAUAAAAAUGCUUUUUCUACUAUUUGUCUUGAUUACUUAAAAAGAUAAAAAUUUGCUUUACCUAUAAGUAAGGAUCAAAACUCUACGUAAAAUUUUGCAUGAAAAUUAAUUCCAAAUUGUGAGAGUGAGGUCUGUUGUAUUUGGCAUUAAUCACCAUUAAUUAUAUAAGUUUUAUUGCUUUAGAUUUGUAUCUGUUUACUAAAUUGUCAAUCUAAAGGAUGAUAAGUAUUGGUCCCUUGUUACAGAAAAGAAUUUAGAAUAAAUUGGGGUUUGUCUUAGAUCACAUCUAAAAUAAAUUAUUUACUAAAGUACUGAGAUGAGUAUAAGGCAGUGUCACCCACGAGGAAGAAGUCUUUAUAGAUCUGAAGAAUAAUUAGGUUAAUUCAUUAAAAUGCCCCUCUAGAUGUAACUGACAUUGUAUUUCUUAACAUUUUAAAAUCUAGAAUUUCUAAAAUAGAAUUUUAGUGCCAUCACAGUUUAGAAGAAGACAUCCAUUUUUUACUAUAGAAGUUAUAAAGAAAAUUCUAAAAUGAUCCUUUUGUAUGAUUUUAAAUUGCCAUUUAAAAGUGAUUUAAAUAAGCAGGUUAUCUUAGCAGAUUUUAAAGAAAGCUAGGAGGUUUUAAUGUUUUAACUUGGAAAAAAAUACAUCUCUAAUAAUAGCAUGCUUACCAAAUGAGUGAGUGUCAUUUUUAAGAAGAGUUGUAGCUCUUCUGAUUAUUGCAGUAGCUGUAUAAGGGUGCAAAAAUUUGUGAUGGGUGUAGUCAUUAGCAAAGCAUUUAAAUCACUUAAGUAUUUUACCAUGGUUCAUUAUUAUUAAAGCACAAAACAACCCACUGUUAGAAAUGUGUUUUUAUAAAUGAAUGUAAAAUAAUUAAAUGAAUUGUGAAAUGGGUGUUUAAGAAAAUGUAGUUUUAAAAAGUAACUAUCUUAAGUGACGUCCUGAAACAGCCAUAUCAUGAGAACACUACUUUACUAGCUAUAUUAUUAUGAGCUACAUUCACCCAGAAUUUGAACACUCACCAUCAUUAAAGUAUUUACUAUAUUUUGAUACUAAAGGGUUUUGUUUCUUGAAUAUCUUUCACUUUUUUUUAAACUUUCAUUUGUGUGGCAUUUAUUUUUGGAAGUGUCUUUUUUUUUGUUUAUUAAAGUUUUUGAAACUUGCCUA
This is a messenger RNA of Ceratotherium simum simum (southern white rhinoceros), 2678 nucleotides long. It is a transcript of the gene UBE2D1, whose product is annotated as ubiquitin conjugating enzyme E2 D1. Lineage: Eukaryota; Metazoa; Chordata; Mammalia; Perissodactyla; Rhinocerotidae. The record is from RefSeq and is a predicted model, not a curated record.